Dentiscutata erythropus is the source of this 204-nucleotide messenger RNA. The record is from the annotation of a GenBank genome assembly. Lineage: Eukaryota; Fungi; Glomeromycota; Glomeromycetes; Diversisporales; Gigasporaceae.
AUGGUUCAUAAUCUUUUUACUACAAGAUCACCUUCAACUUCUCCACCAGUCCUCGCUCGAUGGACAAAUGAUUUUGAUGAUAGAAGGUUUAUAGAUGCCUUAAUUUAUACUGCUAUCUAUAACGGUAAAGAUGCUGUCUUCUCUCUUAUUUCCCUUGAAGAUUGGAGUUGUGGAAUUUUAUCAACAAUUGGAAUGAUUAUGUAA